AUGCACAGUACUACAGUUGUUCCACCUUUCUAUGACUUGGAGCCUGGUGCUCCACCACCUCUUCCCCCAAUGCUCACGGACCAGCUGGAGCUGUUUGGCAAUGCCAAUUGUCACCCGACUACACUUAUUGCCAAUGAAAUCCUAGUUCCUCAAGCUAGUAUCAUUCCCACUGCUGCAAGGGCUUUGUCAUCUACACCUGCCCCUGAAUUCAAGCUUGCAAAGCGGAUGGUCAAGCAUUCUGAUUGCUCUUCCUCUCCAUACACCAAGAAAAUAGUGACUCCUCAACUUGAGCGGCAUGGGGGAUACACACUGUGUGAAGCUUUAGAUUGGAAUCCAAAGGCAUAUGCAAAAUUCAAGAAAUCUAUGCAUAGUCUCAUCGAGGGCCACCUUGACACGACAAAAUGCACUUCUGCCCAAAGUCCCACGCUAUUGGAAGUCGUGCAUGGCAAGGCACUCGACAACUUCCCAGAUCUUGACAAUUAUAACAACUUGUGGCCAGUUAACGACAUGAUCAUGACACGCCUGAAAUACACAUCUGGUUGCGUGAGAUGA
Messenger RNA from Suillus subalutaceus, 552 nucleotides. RefSeq lists its product as uncharacterized. Lineage: Eukaryota; Fungi; Basidiomycota; Agaricomycetes; Boletales; Suillaceae. The record is from RefSeq and is a predicted model, not a curated record. Bases 1 to 552 code for a protein of 183 amino acids. The transcript has 5 exons.